AUGAAAUCCGCUGUCGUUUCUCCCGCCGCCACUUCUUCCGCGGUAAUGGCGGGGAGCAGAAAGCCCGAACGGCACAAGGUCGUCAUCCCUCGCUUCUUUGGGCUCUUUUGAUGCUCUUGAAGCUUUCUCCCUCUUGAUAAUUUGGCAUUUCCCUGUUCAUCAGAAUUGUGGUAGAGAUGUUAGUUGAAUGUGACAAGUUUGUCUCAGCAUCGUGGUAGCUUCUAUUUUCUACCUUCCAAAUCAAAGAAUAAUUGAGCUUCCAAUUAAUAAAUAACGGGAUUUAUCCGUAAUCCUCUUCAUGGUUCUGAAGGAUGAAUGUGUUCGCAAGUCCAGUUGGUCUAUAAUAUGACAGCAAUGGUGGACUCGGUGAGCAUGUCGGCAGUCCAGUUUCUUGACGGGGUGACUUGCGAACUCAACGUAGGAUAUCUCCAUUUUUUUCGCAUCAAAACUGUUCAACAGACUCUCUGGAUGUCUGGAUUGGUAAAUCUGUAGACAAUUUAGCAGGUGAAUCACUGAAAUGUGAAUUCAUUCUGUAUGUUGGAGAUUUCCGUUAGGUUAGUUUUGUAAUGCAUCGAAAGACUCUUUUCAUUGCUGCAGCCUUCACCUGAUUGCUAUAUAUAUAUCGGAGGAGAACUCUACACCCUUUUUCUAGCCAGGCUGGCACAAAAGAUGAGCGUAAGGGGGGAAAAAAAACUUAACGUCGUAUAUAUAUGGUAACUAAAGGUCCUUGUUUAGUCCCUGCUUGUAUUUACUCCACAAUUCUAACGGAUAAAUACAAUUCCUGAUUUUUUUUUUCUUUCUUUUCUCACUAGUAUUGCGUCUUUGACGAGAUUAGUAACUGCCUUGGUAAUCACUCAGGUGCCUCCAGAUGGGUUUAUCCCAUCCGACAAGGAGAGUGGUGCUUUAAGGGGGACAUCUUUACCGUUAUUUCUUAGAGAAUGAGAACGACAAAGAAGUAGAUAUUGAACAAAGCAACAGGAAUUAUUAAUGAUCUAUGGAUGCCCAGAUAUUUCCUUUUGUCUCAUGUACCAUAUUUUACAUGUCUUGAUUUGUUUGAUUUUUUUUCCAUUGGUCAGCGUAAGUUUUUAAUCCGCCACAUAUAUUCUAGUCGAAUUAGACAGAAGUGAAUGCAAAUCGCCCCUUUUAGGUCAAGGACUUGAGACUUGGGUAAUUUCAGUUCCCUCCCUCCAAAUUUCCAUGGUUAUGUUGUCAUUGUGUAAUAGAAUUUGUGCUUUCAGGGUUCCGAUCAGGCACCUGCUAGGAUCACAUCAAAUGUGAAGCAGAACUUGCAACUGCUAAAAUUGUGGAAAGUAAGUGACAGAGGAUGUGUUCAGAUAUAUGGAUUGGCAGCAUAAUUCUUCAGAUUGCACUCCUAAUGUUAUCCAUUCUUGCACAUAUGCAUACUAAUGUAUGCUAUGGUUCUAAACAAUUUGUAAAACAUUCAUGACAUGGAUAAUUACUCGGAGAGUCUCUUUUCGGUUAUUUUAAAUUAUCACUUGGUUUAAACCUUUGGAAUAGAUGGUGCAUGUCUUUAAUUUGAAUUUUUUUUUCACCUUUAAUUCAAAGGUUUAAUUUGUGCUUACUUUUUUGUCUUAGACCAGUGGGAUUUUUGUUUUUUCAGGGUUUGCCUGAUAGUUUCCCUGGAUUUGUGCUAUAGAUGCCAUUAUAUCCUGGGUAUAUUUAUAUGCUCUAUGUUGGAAACUCUUUAGGAGUAUCAGAAGCAGAAGUUUGGGGCGCCAAAGCCUGCCACUAGUUAUCGCAAGAAGAAGGUUGUGAAAGAGAAGCUUCCAGAGGAUACAGACCUCUAUGAAGAUCCCACCUUGAAUCUCUACUAGUGGGGUUCUAAUCUUUGAUCACUAUUACAGUGUUUAUUGGUUUCAAUGAACCUUAUAGGCACCAUGCUCAAAGUUUUAUUUUCAUAGUUUUUUGUUGUUUUUUUUUAUAGUACUAAUCAGGGUCUGGAGUCUGCUGUCCCUGUGCUACUUGUUGACGGAUACAAUGUAUGUGGCUAUUGGCCGAAGCUGAAAAAGCAUUUCAUGAAAGGAAGGUUGGAUGUUGCCCGACAGAAGCUCCUUGAUGAAUUGAUAGGAUUUAGUGUCCUAAAAGGUUUGUCAUAUCUCUACUUGUAUUAUUUUAGCUAGUAUCCUGUAUAUUUUGGGGCCUGCAUUUCAAUUAACAAAAAAGUGCCUCCUUGUCCCACGUUUGGGCAUUUAUUUUAUUUUACGCCGCAAGUACUAUCAUAAAUUGUUUCACAAUUUUUUUACCCAACCUGUCUUUAUGGUUUGUGAAUUUUAAAGAUUUAGUUGAUUGUUAACAAUCUUUUAUGAGUGUCCCCUUCUAUUCCGUACAAUGGAGAUUUGUUACAUAACUUUUCCCACUACGCCUGUGUGCAUUUUAUUUAGCCUUCUCCCCCUGCUUUUGUGCAUAUUUUACUUUAUAUUUUACGAAAUAUUUACUCCUAUUCUUUACAUGUAAUUUUAGGCAUCUCUGUUUGUAGGAACCACCACUGGCCAAUAAGCUUUUCAUUGGGCUUGCCAUCCUCUAAAGGUAGUCCACUCUCUGGAAAAUGAUUUAUGCUGGGACUUUUGACGUAACAAAUGGAGAGUUGGGGGAGUUGAUAUCAUGUCGACAGAGGAUCAGAAAACUUUUGUUCAGAUCUUCCAGAUAUAGUCAGUCCUAGUUGACCCUACGGUGUUGGGAUGAGGUUUUAUGAAUACGGUGUUGAGAUUUUACUAUCGUGUUUGGUAAGGUUAAAAAUUUAAAAAUGGGGUUAAACGUGGGUCAGAACUGGCUGAACUUGACUAAGACCAGGCGAAUUUAGUUAUAUUUUUGGAUGUGCUUUGUAAGAGGAACCUUACUGAUUAUGAUUCUUCUUGGGGCUUUAAAUCAGUUAUUGAGGCGUGGCCACUAUACCAUCCUUCAAGUCAAAGUUUCGCUAGGAGUUUAUUGAAGUAGUUUAUUGAAAUUGUUGAAGAAGAUAUGGACAAGGGAUGAGUGUCUUUUUCGUAACUUCUUUGAGCUGGGAAUGGCAUAUAAUAUGGGAUUGGUCAUCAGGCACGUUUAAACAAACGGAUCCGCUAACUCUGAUCACAUGAUAUCAUAAUUCAGAAUCUUUCAGAAUUGGAAGACUGAGAGUUACAAAUGAGAGAUACUGUCAUACUAUAAUUUAAUCCUCGAUCUACAUACUACUAAUUUUGUAUCACAAAGAUCUAUGCAAAGAUCCUCAAAAUCAUGUUUAUAUGAUACUUGUGAAUAAAAAGUAGCUAGUGAAGUAUCUAUUCAUCUUCUGUUAGAGAAUACUUCGUUCCAGGAAUUCUGGAUAAUCCUGGUUUUUCUUCCUGAGGAAGAAGUAGAAUUCAGUAUUGUGGUAGCAGAGCAUUAUGAUUGUGAGAGUCAGUCACAAUGAUUUUUUCUCGUUUUAUAUGUCAUGUGCUUGAAUAGCUUUGUCUUAGAUUGAAACUGAUUUGAAGGGAUUAGUUCAUUGCGUUUAUGAUGAAAACAGGAUUAGGCGGAGAGACUGGCAUGUUACCAACAAAUACUUCCCUUCACUGAACUCAACUUACCGUUGUUUUACUAAUUUAUUUUCACUGGAUACGGGGAGUUUGAUCAGUUUAGUUGAGUGUGGGACUAGGCCUCCUACCGUCUCAAUCUUGACCGACUGGAAAUGAGAUCCUGUUACAGUGUAUUUGACUGUAGCAUUAUGUUGUGUAUUUCAAUGACAUUGAGGCAAUGCCUUCGUAAUAGGACAGAAAAGCCGAAAUAAGAGGUUAUAAACAUCACAGUGGGGGUUAUAAGAAAUUAUAAGAAUACUAUCCUGAUUACGGAGGGAAGGCUUGGCAGGGUGACGUGAUGAUUGCUCUCUCAUGGUUGAACUGUAAAACUUUUAUUCAUAUCUUUUGAUGUACGCACCUUUUUCCCCCCUCUCGGAUGAAGUUUUUGAGAAUCCCCUGGCUUGACCCCAUUUGAAAGGAAAAAUCAGAUGGGAGGCUUUCUGGCUCAGCAGCCGUCAGUAAAACUACCACCUCUUGGAUGCUGUUAGCGGAAAAAGACCCGCAAUAUGCGAAUUUUCUCUCUCCCGUAACUGUGAAAAAUCAUUAGAAACUUUAUCAUCUUUGAUGGUAAAAUACCGUUCCAGCUGUUUUUUCCAGAAUGGCAUAUCAUUCUGCAAUCUUCUUCUGACGUGAGACAAAGGAAUGUACAUAUGUAUGCUCGUGAUUUGUACCAUAUUUGUUUAACACAUCAAAUAAGGCUCAAGUAACCUGAAGAAGUGAACAGAAGGAUGAACUUUGGCAACCACUUAUUGUGUGCCUGUUGUGUGCGGCCUAUAAAAUGGCCUAUUGUAGUUUGUAUUCAUGUUUAAGCAUGUAUGAUAGUUCAAAAAAUUUCCAAUAUUCCUUGUCAAACUUGUGUGCACGUUGAAAGUUUGUAUAUAGAUUUACUGGUCCUUUGUGCAAAAUGUUGCCAAAAGAAAAUUUCGCACCUGACUAACAUAACCGCUCUGAUAAGUGAUGGGGAAAGAUGAAACCAAUGUGUAGUUUACGUUCAUGUAAAUUUUCCGUUCCAUUGGCAUUUCGCAAUUUUUUUUAAUCGAAACCAUGAUCAAGAAGAACGCCAAGAAAUCACUUCAAAUAAAGCCAUUAAUCUGUUAAUCCAGUACACGUCGUAUUGCAGUUGUGUUCUUCUCUUAGAGGGUCCAUUAGACUUCAUAACCGCAUUUUUUCUGUGGCUCUGGUUUUUGUACUUGUGUUGACCUUGAUAUCUGAUUUCAAAAUUAUAAUUAUGCAGAAGUAAAGGUAGUGGUCGUCUUUGAUGCCAUGUUGUCUGGGCUCCCAACUCACAAGGAAAAUUUCGCUGGGUAUGAUCUUGAAUUUUUCUAUGGUGUUCCCCGUCAUCUUGUGUUUCCUUCCCUUUUUACUGAAAAUUUUCUCCCUGGAUCGGAUAUGUUAGGUUCCUAUCUUAUUAUUCGGUUUCAAUUUAUGAGGUUCCAAUCCAAAUUAAUUUAGGGAAACUCGAGGAGCACUUGAAAGUUGAAAAAAAAUGCAGAAGACCGCUUGGACAUAACUUGGCCCAUCUCACUCGGACUAGUCAGUUCCAAGUCAUCAUUAUGGCCUUCCCUUUUAUGGCAAGGGGAAGGCCCAGAGAGACAAAGGAGAUGAAGAAGAGAAGAAGAGAAGAGGAAGAAACGGCUGCUGCUUUUAGGAAGAAGUGGAAAGGGGAUCUUGUUUGCAGCGUCAAAAAAACGUGAAAUAAAAAAACUGAACACAGAAACAUCAUCGUCUUCUGCUCAACACUGCCUUCCUUUGGCUACCUCCUAUUGUACCCACAUGCAACAACCCCCAUCUAUUUCUCCCCAAAAAGGGUAAGAAUUUUCUGGGAAAGGUAAAUAAGGAUUGACACUUUUAAACAGAUAGUUCGAAUUACUUCGUAACAUAAUUUCCUAUUAUAAAACUUUUUAGAUAUAGUCUAAAGGGUUGAACAUGUUUAUUUUCUUUUUCCCCCUAACUAAAAAUUUCAUUUUGAAAUCUCCUAGUCUAAUGUGAGGGAUUAGACCUUCCCGUGUUUGAUUCGGAUUUCAUGGACCUCGUUUGGGUUAGAGGUGUUAAGAUCUCUACUUGAUCUCCUCAAGCCUCUGCGGUCACUGCAGCAAGAAAUGAAGAAGAGGAAAAACGAAAUCGGGGCUUAUAAUCUUCUAUUCUCAAGUUCAAAUGGUGCGGGACUGGUUUAUUUAUACCAGCCCCGAAUUAUACAACUAGGCCGGUCCCAUAUUAAACCGAACCGGUACGGUUUGUACGAGAGUGGAAAGGUAGGCCCAAACAGUAUGAACCCAAAUAUAAAAAGAAAGUAUUGACGUUGCUUGCAAGAGGGGUUGAGCCUGAGCUGAGAGUUCUUUCAAGAACCUGGCAUUAGAUCAGAAAGUUUGUGAAUACCUAUGAAAUGGAUGUCAAUGUUGACGGGUUCCAUCUCAUUUUGACCGUGUAUCUUCAUAAUGGUUAUAAAAGAAAGUGCUCGAUCUUGUCAGUUGCCUGUCCUUCUUUCAACUCUAAACGUAUGGAAGUAAAUCCUCAAUUUUUGGAUUCAUGAAAGUGAUCAAUUAAAAAUGUGCUACAGAUGCUUCAAAUUGCAUCUUAUAAAAAGAUACUCCUCCAGCUCUUUACCUUAGAGCUCGCCCAUAGUCUAAACUAGUCUGAUCGAAUGUGAUAAUUGGGCUCAGUUGGUGUUGAAUAAAGUUUUGUCAAUAUUUAUCCUGUCAAUGGUAUCCAAAGGAGUUGACUUAGCUCUGGGUCAUUGGAAGGUACGUGUGGCGAUUCUGGGUCAUUGGAUGAAGAUAAGUGUUUUCAUUAGCUCUAUUGGUGUUCAACGCAGUAGUUGAGACGGUCUCACAACAACUGUGCACAAUGAAGCUGCAUUAACUAGAUUUGAGAAUAUUUAUCUCUUUUACUGUGCUAUUUGCUUAUGUCAUUGUGCACAGCAUAAUUGACUGAUGCAAUCAGUUUUCUAGUUAACUCUUUGUGCGUGUUUUGUGACCAUUGUUACAAUAUGUGAAUAUGGAGUGUAGAAAAUGGAUACCUGGGGAACUCCUGAUAGCGUCUAUAUUUAUCUGAAUAUUUGACCGGCAGUUCAUCAAUUUUAUCCUCUGUAUGGAAAAAUGCAGCAUCGAUAUUAUUUUUUCGGGAGAGACGUGUGCUGACUCAUGGAUUGAAAAAGAGGUUAGCCAUCAUUAUGACUACACAAAUCGGUGCAGACAUAUUAAUCUGAUUUCAUGUAUAGAACGUCUUUUUGGCUUGAUUUCUCUAGUUUUCUGAUUGGUAGUUGUCUAACACAUGUACAGAUUGUAGCUUUGAGGGAGGACGGCUGUCCUAGAGUUUGGGUCGUGACUUCUGAUUCAUGUCAGCAGCAAGCAGCACAUGGAGCAGUACGUAGUUGUCUUGCUAGAGGGAAUAAUUUCAUUCAGUAUAAGCUAGGUUGAAACUCUAGCAGUUUCCUUUCGUGUUCGGGUUAAGCUCGACAGUUCGUUGUUGCAACGUAUUAUUUUCAUUCAUGAAAAUAACAUUUUCAAACAGGAGGUUGUUCUCAGACAAAGGUUUUAGCCGUUUCCUCUGCCUUUUCCUCAAGUAAGCAGAGCUUAUUCACAUAUGAGUUUGUGACCUGUGAGGUUUAAUAAGUCUUCUAAAAGUGACCACUGCAAUUUAAAGUUUCCAAUUGCAGUCUAAUAUUACGUAUAAAUUACAUUUCUUAAGUAAGCGCAAUCUUAAUGCCCUGACAUAUUAAGUUGAACUUAUCUUGGGGACCUCAAUAGCUUCCUCGCCGUCUUCAUCACUUGAGUUGUAUUCCUACGUUGACAUUUAGCUCUUCUGCUCUGAUCCAUUAAUGAUUGCUGAACUUUAUAUUUUUAUUUUCCAGGGAGCUUUUGUGUGGAGUUGCAAAGCUUUAGUUUCAGAGGUGAGGAAAAAUGUACUCCUAGUUAUUUUCCUUUUCGUUUAGUUGUUAUUAUUGUCUACCCAUAGAACAUUUCUACUCAUGAUGAAACUAAGAAUUAUCUGGAAUUGAUCUAAUCAUGCAUUUUGUGUUGUGCUGUCCUUUGGUGGUUUUGUUCUUCCCGUGUUAGAUCUCCAAUUCACUUUCCAAAGGUUACAUCUCAAUUUUAUAAUUUCAACGAGUUUAAUCGUUGAUCUACCAUUGCUUCCGAAUAUUGACCAACAUAGUUUUAACCUUGAUGAUUGAUUUUCGUGGUUUGACAAUGAGUCCAGUAAUUCUAAAUCGGAGGAUGGAGCGAAUAUUUCCAAUUACUCUGUUCUUGUGCAGACCGAAAGCUUAAUUUUCCUUGCUUUGGUUCAAAAGUCAGUUCUCAAUAAAACAAUUCUUGUGCAGUGGCUUCUCGAUGCCCAUUUAUGAUUCUUGAUUUCUGAUGAGUUUUCUGCCUACUUUCUAUUAUUCUUCUAAAGGUGGCAUGCCCUAGAUCUCACCAUUUUCUUAAGAUGAUAUAUCAAAUUUUAUAAACCGGUGCCAUUGUUUACCCCAUAUAUCAUGUGAUGUAUUUGAGGCAAAAUGUUCAGAAACGCAUGCCCGCACUGUGGAUUCAUGGGUAUCUGCGUGGUGGCCCUUUUCUGAGGCGUUCAUGUAUUGGAUGAAAUAUUAAAAUAUAUAUAAAAUAUUUUCCUUUAAUAACUCUUAUUCUGAGUAUCUGGUAAUACAAAUAAGUAGAAUUUUUUUAAAAAAUAAAAAUCUAAGGAUUGUUCUCCGACAAUACUUUUGAUAUAUCCGAGGCUUUGUCUUCCCGAACUUCCGUUGUCAGUUCAUUUUCAAUUUGAAGAACCGUGCAUUCAUCCAAACUCAGAAACAUAGCGUCCAAUAGUCUUCUCAGAUCAAUGUGUUUCCUUUGUCAGACUAAUGCUCGUUUUUCAAGAACUAUCAUUCUCCUUUUCCUGAUUUUUAAAUAAUUGUAGAGAGCUUUUUUGACGCCUCUUCAGAAGAUUUUCAGAAUUUUACUUGUUGCUCUUGUUCCAUGAAUUGAGAUUUCAAACGCUGUUGGUACGUACAAUUUAUUCACUACAUUUUUCAACACUAAUUGGGAGCCUUUUUCUGCAUUUUCCGUCGCUCCUCAUCCCUUUCACCCUCAUGAUAAUGAAGAGAAACAAGCAAGGAAGACAGGGCGACUGCAGCAUUAUUUUUUUUGGUUCCAGAGAAAGAGAGGCGCAUCAAUGUUUUCUUUUGCUCGCCACUGAGUCCCGCUAGUUUUAUUCUUUUGUAGAUAAAGGCUACAGAAAGAGAAUUUGAGCAGAUUCUUCAGGACAACAGGUUUAAUUCUUUUUAAAUGAUAUUUCAGAAAUUUCUCUUUUAAUACUUUUGCCAGUGAUUUCUUCAAACUGCCCACUACAUUGCAAAAGGUCUUGUUCCAUGGCUGUAUGCCCAAAAAUAGUUACUCCAACUAAUCAGUAGCCUUCCAAGCUCCUACAACAUUUCCCAGUCCAGUUUCUUUCUAUGGAUCCUCCCAUUCGAGCUGAGAAGUUUCAGAUUGCUAUUGAGUCUGAGAAAUCUACGUGGGUGCUUUCUCUUGCCCUUUGAAAUACUCAAGAAAUUUUCACAGCCAGAUUUCCCAUUCUGGCAAUGCCUACCCUAUCCAUAUGAAUAGAACUUGCUUUCAGCUGUGAGAGACUUUAUCGGUGGCUACCCAUAUCGGUCCAGCCAGACUCCGACCAGAUAUAUUUGACCGAGUUCAUCUUCCAAGUUGUUGGGAUUACUAUGCCGGCCUUACUCUUGUGUGGACAUCUUGUUCUCUCGUCUUCUCUAGGAAACUAAGCACCAGUUCAUCCCUGGGGCUUGCAGGUCGACAUCCAUGCAGGGAAAGCUGCUCCAGCACAACCUGGAGCCUGAAGUAGUUCAUGCACUCAAGGACCUCAAAAGGAAGCUCUCGGAAGGGGAGUCCUCAUGA
Messenger RNA from Spirodela intermedia, 9430 nucleotides. NCBI's taxonomy places the organism in Eukaryota, Viridiplantae, Streptophyta, Magnoliopsida, Alismatales, Araceae. The record is from the annotation of a GenBank genome assembly.